UAAAAAACAAAAUAAAUAAAUAAAAAACAUCUUUAAAUUUGUGUGUGUCAGCGGCUAAUUUACUAGAUUAUUGUGAACACAAACAACAACAACAACAUAAAAAUCAUUAUUUGCUGAAAUUAUAUCGAGAUACAUAGAAAGUUUGACUAGUAUCGUUUAGACAUUUUACAAAACAAAAAAGAAAGAAAUCAAAUUUAUAAUUUUACCUGUUGAGCUGCAGAAAAAAAAGUUAAACACAUUAAUAUGAAUUUCAACGCUAGUUUAAUGGAGAAAUUAAGAUGGAAAAUCAAAUGCAUUGAAUAUAAAUUUCUAAACUAUCGUUUAACAACGAAUGAGACUGUGGUGGCUGAAACUGAAUAUGGCAAAGUAAAAGGCAUUAAGCGUUUAACAAUUUACGAUGAUUCCUACUACAGUUUUGAGGGUAUACCAUACGCACAACCCCCAUUGGGGGAGCUGAGAUUUAAAGCACCCCAACGGCCAACCCCCUGGGAAGGUGAGCGUGAUUGUUGCAAUAAUAAAGAUAAGUCAGUGCAACGUGAUUUUAUUACGGGCAAAGUAUGCGGUUCAGAGGAUUGUUUAUACCUAAGUGUUUAUACGAAUAAUUUGACUCCUGAAACCAAACGUCCAGUUUUAGUGUUCAUACAUGGUGGUGGUUUUAUUAUCGGAGAGAAUCACCGUGAUAUGUUUGGUCCCGAUUACUUCAUUAAAAAGGAUGUAGUAGUGAUUAAUAUACAAUAUCGUUUGGGAGUUUUAGGUUUCCUUAGCUUAAACACCGAAGAUCUAAAUGUGCCCGGCAAUGCUGGCCUUAAGGAUCAAGUAAUGGCUUUGCGUUGGAUUAAAAAUAACUGCGCCAACUUUGGCGGUAAUCCCGACAAUAUCACUGUCUUUGGUGAGAGCGCUGGCGGUGCUUCCACACACUACAUGAUGUUGACCGAACAAACUCGUGGUAUUUUCCAUCGUGGUGUUCUAAUGUCGGGCAAUGCUAUAUGCCCUUGGGCUAGCACCGAGUGUCAACAUCGUGCCUAUAACAUAGCUAAGUUGGCCGGUUAUAAGGGUGAAGAUAAUGAUAAGGAUGUCUUGGAAUUCCUGCUGAAAGCCAAAUCUCAGGAUUUAAUAAAGCUGGAGGAAAAAGUCCUAACUCCAGAGGAUCAUAAAAAUAAGGUGAUGUUUGCCUUUGGCCCUACUGUGGAACCUUAUCAGUCAGCUGAGUGUGUCAUACCAAAACAUCCCAGGGAAAUGGUUAAAACUGCUUGGGGUAAUUCUAUACCCACAAUGAUGGGUAAUACUUCAUACGAGGGGCUGAUAUUUAAUUCGAUUGUCAAGCAAAUGCCAGCAAUUCUUAAAGAGAUGGAUACAUGUGUCAACUUUGUGCCUCCCGAAUUGGCUGAUGCUGAGCGUACUGCUCCGGACACAUUGGAAAUGGGUGCUAAAAUUAAAAAGGUUCAUACUACUGGAGAAACUCCUACAGCGGAUAACUUUAUGGAUCUUUGUUCACACAUCUAUUUCUGGUUCCCCAUGCAUCGCUUGCUGCAAUUACGUUUCAAUCACACAUCUGGAACUCCCGUCUAUUUAUAUCGUUUUGAUUUCGAUUCCGAAGACAUUAUCAAUCCCUAUCGUAUUAUGCGUUAUGGACGUGGCGUUAAGGGUGUCAGUCAUGCCGAUGAAUUGACCUAUUUGUUCUGGAAUCUGCUAGCCAAACGUAUGCCCAAAGAAUCACGGGAAUAUAAAACAAUUGAACGUAUGACUGGCAUAUGGGUACAAUUCGCUACAACUGGCAAUCCCCAUAGCAGCGAAAUUGAGGGCAUGGAAAAUCUGGCCUGGGAUCCGAUUAAGAAGUCCGAUGAAGUGUAUAAGUGCCUAAAUAUAAGUGAUGAACUGAAAGUUAUCGAUGUGCCUGAAAUGGAGAAGAUCAAACAAUGGGAAUCUUUGUUUGAGAAAAAUCGAGAUUUGUUUUAGAAUGUAACCAAAGAGCAGUAGAAGUGCAACGAUAUUUAAAACCAAUUUUUUUUUUUAAAUUAUGUAAUCUUUUUUUAUAUUUAUCUAUAUAUACAAGUAAAAUAAUUCCAUAUAAAAAAUAAUCAUGAAUAGUACGAGUACAUGCAAUACUGUUUACUAUUGUUUUUAUUAUAAAGUCAUUUGUGUUAAAAUAAAAGUAAUAUAUUAUUAUAAA
Calliphora vicina (urban bluebottle blowfly) is the source of this 2170-nucleotide messenger RNA. It is a transcript of the gene alpha-Est7, whose product is annotated as alpha-Esterase-7. The record is from RefSeq and is a predicted model, not a curated record. Gene Ontology annotation, molecular function: serine hydrolase activity. NCBI's taxonomy places the organism in Eukaryota, Metazoa, Arthropoda, Insecta, Diptera, Calliphoridae. The coding region runs from base 244 to 1956 and encodes 570 amino acids. The transcript has 6 exons.